This is a messenger RNA of Fusarium coffeatum, 672 nucleotides long. RefSeq lists its product as uncharacterized. Bases 1 to 672 code for a protein of 223 amino acids. The record is from RefSeq and is a predicted model, not a curated record. Lineage: Eukaryota; Fungi; Ascomycota; Sordariomycetes; Hypocreales; Nectriaceae. The transcript has a single exon. Gene Ontology annotation, molecular function: oxidoreductase activity.
AUGACUCGCUUCAAGGUCAUCGUCACCUCAGACACCAUCUGCCCUUGGUGCUACGUCGGUCGCCGACAGCUCCAGGCUGCCCAACGCAUGUGGGAGCAAAAGUACCCCAACUCCAACGACACCUUUGCCGUCAGCUAUCAACCCUUCCAACUCAAGCCCGAAUGGCCCAGAGGCCCUGGAUCUAGCGUCUCCAAGGAGAAGGUCUACAAUGAGAAGUUCGGCAAGGAGCGCGUGACCAUGAUGCAGAAGCAUCUGAGCGGCGUUGGAGAGAGCCUGGGCAUCAACUUCAAAUACGGCGGACAGACUGGAAACACCAGGGAUUCGCAUCGUUUGGUGCAGUUGGCCAAGAAGCAUGGUGAGGAGGCUGAGGGCAAGGCUCUUGAUGGUCUCUUCGCCGCCUACUUCGAGAAGAAUGAAGAUAUCACCAGCUACGACACGCUUAAGAAGGUGGCAAUUGAGGCGGGAAUCCCAGAGGAUGAGUUCCAAAAGAGCAUCGUCGACAGCGACCAGUACGGUCCGGAGGUCGACAGGCUAUCGGAGGAGGCGCAGUUCAGUGGUGUCAGCGGAGUGCCUGACUUUGUGAUGCAGGAUCGCUUCCGACUUUCUGGCGCUAACGAUCCAUCGACAUUCGUCAGUGUUUGGGAAAAGAUCAAGGCAGCUGAGGGAUCAUGA